This is a messenger RNA of Hyla sarda, 1235 nucleotides long. RefSeq names its product TP53RK binding protein (gene TPRKB). Gene Ontology annotation, biological process: telomere maintenance via recombination; tRNA threonylcarbamoyladenosine modification. Gene Ontology annotation, cellular component: nucleus; cytosol; EKC/KEOPS complex. NCBI's taxonomy places the organism in Eukaryota, Metazoa, Chordata, Amphibia, Anura, Hylidae. The record is from RefSeq and is a predicted model, not a curated record. Bases 243 to 770 code for a protein of 175 amino acids. The transcript is spliced from 5 exons.
UGAGAGGGAAUCCCCGGUAGUGGACAUGUGUAACACGUGACCUGUCCGGCAGUUGGGGUCGUCUAACACAUCGUCAAAUGCCUCUGUACAUGAAUAGACUUCUAAGGGGUUUUCCUCGAUUGAGAAAACAUUUAACAGGGGCAAUGUUUCUCAACUCUGAAGACCCCUUUAAUAAAGAGGUAUUUCCGACAACUGGAUCCCAAAAGAGAAGGGAACCUGCACCCGGGGAUUCAUGAGGCAUAAUGGAUGUGACAUAUCAUCUUGAGCUAUUCCCUCAAUAUAAAGUGACUAUGCUUCUGUUCCAUAAUGUGAAGAAUGCAUCUCAGCUAAGAAAAAAGGCAAUGGCUGGAUCUAUUGAGGGUGCCUUACUGACCCCUGGCAUGAUUAUAGAUCCUCUUCAGGUUCUUACAGCAAUAAAUAAAGCAAUCCAUCUACAGUUAUUAGGAAAAAUGAAGACUAGAACUCUCAACUCUGAAAUUAUAUUCAAUUUGUCCCCAACCAACAAUAUUUCGGAAGCUUUUAAAAAGUUUGGCCUGUCAGACAGUGAUUCUGGAGUUCUUGUUGUUUUGACUGAUGAUGGGACUAGAUCUUUGAAUUCUCAAGAAUUAAUCUCUCAUGUUGAAGGCCAGCAAGUUCCAUUGGCAGAUCUGGCACAGCUGACAGACUUUGCACAAGUGAAAAAGGUGUAUAAAAUUACAACAGAAGAAGAGAAAAUGGGUUCCAUAUUGGAUGCCAUUAUUUGUAGAAUGUCUGUCAAAGAUGUCUUAUGAAGACCAUAUUUUCAUAUUUUGGCUUAAUGUAAGCAGAGUUUCUUCAUACAUUGGCGCUAAUUUAUUAAAUAUAAGGCACCAGAGUUGGUGCACAUGUCACAUACCACAUUUAUUAAGUUUUUUUGACACUUUUUCUCCUUGUUAGGUAAGGCAGUGUGGCUUAAAAAUGCACCACAUUGCGCUAAAAUGGGCCUAAAGGAAACAUAAGAGUGACAUAAAGUUAAGUAAAAGUGUAUAACGAUGUGACAAAUUUAACAUACAGUUGUGAUAAAAUUGGCCACUGUAGUUCCAAGCUGUUUAAAUUUAAGACAGUAUAUAAACCUGCCCCAUUAUAUAAUGCUUUGGGGACAGAGGCUAAAUGUACAGAUUUUUUUUUAUUUUCUUAAUAAACCAUUUCAAUUUGUAACCGACUGCAUCCUUCCACUGCUUCAACAGCAGCAGUCUAAUUCAUGUACACAGACAUCU